This is a messenger RNA of Toxotes jaculatrix (banded archerfish), 2110 nucleotides long. Its product is annotated as C->U-editing enzyme APOBEC-2-like. Gene Ontology annotation, biological process: cytidine to uridine editing. The transcript has 4 exons. The coding region runs from base 192 to 950 and encodes 252 amino acids. Lineage: Eukaryota; Metazoa; Chordata; Actinopteri; Toxotidae. Gene Ontology annotation, cellular component: nucleus; cytoplasm. Gene Ontology annotation, molecular function: cytidine deaminase activity; RNA binding. The record is from RefSeq and is a predicted model, not a curated record.
CUCUCUAGCAUUCCGCUCCUCCCCCCUCCCUUGCUUUCCAUUCCUUUCAGCUUGUCUUCUGUCUAGUCAUUUUUUGUUUCAGGUCUUCUGUCUUCACCUUCAGUCUUUCUUUACAACUUACCUUUUUUCUAUAAUUGUUUCUACACAGACUUUCUGAACCCACAAAUUCUUCAGACUGUCAUUCUUUGACCAUGGCUGACAAAAGUCGUAUGGUAAUGCGAAGAAAAGAGAGAAAAGACAAAGAAGCAACUGAAAUGACCAAGGAUGUAAAGGAAGAGAAGAACAAUGGAGAGAAGACAGAGAAUAAUGGAGAAGUCCCAUCAGCUGAGGCAGCAGCCACCAGUGGUGCAGUAGCUAAUGGUCAGAAUGGAGAUUUUCAGGUAGAGCCAAUGGAACUACCUCCUUUUGAAAUCAUCACAGGGGACCGGAUUGAUCCUUUUGUCUUUAAGUUCCAGUUCAAGAAUGUGGAAUACUCCUCAGGCCGCAACAAGACCUUCCUGUGUUACCUCGUGGAUCAAGGGAACGCAGCUGAAGGGCUGCUGAGGGGCUAUCUGGAGGAUGAGCAUACUGGCUCUCAUGCUGAGGAAGCCUUCUUCACACAGUGCCUGCCACACUACGACCCUGCACUCAAAUACACAGUCACCUGGUAUGUUUCUUCCAGUCCCUGUUCUGCUUGUGCAGAAAAGAUAGCUGAAGUGUUGAAGGCCAGGAAAAAUGUCAAGCUGAGCAUUUUUUCUGCUCGGUUGUUUGAGUGGGAGGAAGCAGAGAUCCAGGCAGGGUUGAGGGCCCUGCAUGCUGCUGGCUGUAGACUGAGGGUCAUGAAGCCUCUGGACUUCUCCUACACCUGGGACACGUUUGUGGAGAAUGAGGAGGAACCUCUGAAUUUGUGGGAGGACUGCAAAGAAAACUACGAAUAUUACAACGAGAAGCUGGCUGACAUCCUACAAUGACCACGGGAUCCAGUACAGAGUGUGUGCCCCCAUUACUUCAUCGCCAUUACUUCUUUACAGAUGAUUCAUGUUGAUGUCGUUGUUGUUGAUAGGUAGUGAUACAUUCAUAGUUCAUAUGGAUCUGUGAUAGGAUGGCUUUGUGUGUAUAAAUCAGUGUGUUGCCUUUUCUUGUGUGUUAGUGCCCACAACAUCUGGCAGUGAUCACCACAUCUCGUGUCCCCUCUGGGAUGGUCUUGCUUUCAGACAUUAAUGCUUACACUAUUUGUUUGGUAUGUUUUUGUUUGUUUGUUUCUUUGUUGGGUUUUAUUUAGGGAUGGGGGGGUAUAUAUAAAUGACAGAAGGACAUACUCCUGUCAUGUAUAUAGAAGACAGAAGAAGCUGGUUUUCCAGAUUCCUCCCCAUUCAGAGUUACCUCAACAGUGAAGGAUGAAUCCACUUUAGCUUGAGGCUGCCUGCAUUUAUCACUCUCUGUUGGGCUUGGUUUGUUUGUGUGUAUGUGUGAAUGUGUGUGAGACAACUGACUCUGUUAAGAUGAGCACUGUGGGAAAGUGAUGGGAUUAAAAUGACUUCAUUACACCUUUGGUCUACUGCUCAGUUCACACUGUGACAGUUCAGUUUAAAACUGCAACUGAAGUAUCCCACUGAAUGUGAUUCAUAUCUGUUUACAUGGACAGAACCUGUCUGUUUAACCUGUUUGGAAACUCUGGGUAAAAAAAAAAAACACCUGGGAUGGAACUGACAGCUUCUUAGUUUGACCCUCAACAAGAAUAAGCCGUAAGAAGAACCAUAAGACAACUGACACACCCUGAACAUGUGGCUUUCUGGGCCAGCAAUGGAGAAUCUGCGCAAAGAGCAUUUCUGAUGUGUUUUUUCUUCACCUGUCUCACGCAAGUCUGAUGGAACAGAUAUUGGAUGGACACUCCUCCAAGUUGGUUUUCCUGGGUUUGUGUAUUGGGCUCUGACUUCUUCCAAAAUGCAGGUGACAGAUGGAGCACUGAAGUGACUGCAGCUGCUCUGCUAACAUGCUGCUCACACUAUACCUCCUGUGCAGACAUGGACUCUGGGGCUAAUCCAGCCUUUUUUUGUUUAGAGUACAUAAUCUGUUCAUAUCCAAGUCAUGCAUCUGUAUUUUUCCAUUGCCUUUUGCCUUUCUCCUCUGU